UCCACAGCAGAGUAUGGGCUGGAAAUAACCAACAAUGGUCCCAUCACAACGGGAGCUCAAGCUACUGUUCGCGCCAGCCUAAGUAUGAAGAAUGACAAUGUCACAUCAAACUUGUAUCACUUUAACUGGGUUUAUGCUCCUCUGAUUCUGAUUGAGAAAUCCGAACAGUGGUUUAACUCCGUGAUUAAUGUGACCGGUGAAUUUCCUGGGACUUUUCCUGUAUCUGUCUGGGUGACUCAUAGGAACUGUUGGUUAUGUCGGCCGGUUGCUAGAAAUGUCACCGUGCUUCAGAUUACAGAAUUUAUCACAGGGAAUCUUACCAUUGCCCAGAUAGAAGACAGUAGAUUUAUCACGCGUGGUUCUAGUUCCUCCACGGGCGCCGUGACCCGGAUUUCUUUCUGUCUUCAUGACCCAAGUCAUUACUUCAAGUCAGCAUCAUUUGUCUACAGCUGGGAUUUUGGAGAUGGAGUUUAUCAGAUUACCAAGGAACCCUUUGUCUACUAUAACUGCUCUACCAUGGGGAAUCGCACAGUGCAUCUGAAAGUCGUAGCUGAGUGGGAGCAAAUUGGAAGCGUCUUGCGUGAAAGAGAAACGAUGCAGAAAACUGGUGAUUUUACCACUGCUCUGGAGCUGUUAGAUGCUGUUAAGAGUAUUAAUGUAGUAGGCUCCAGAGAGACUCACGUAAUGGAAAACUUGAGUUUAUCUCUUCAUAUCAAUGGCACCCCGCCGCUGGCGUUGUGCUGGCUGAUAAAGUCCGAGUGCAUUCCACUUGAUGGUGAAAAAUGCCAUCUGGUGGUGAUUAAUGGCUCCUGCUACAAUCUCAGCCAUACCUUCAGCGAUGCCGGACAGUACUGCCUCAGCGUCAGGGUGCAGAACGGCGUGACGAUGCUGCAGACAUACCGUGAAAUACAAGUGUGGCCGACAGGGAUCCACCCGGCUUUCUUUGUCCUGCUCUGCAUCGCUCUGGUUUCAGUGAUGCUAGGACUGGUGCUGUACACGACCUUUCGAAGUAACACACAACAGAAAGAUCUCGUGGAGGUAGCGGACUUCGACUUUUCUCCACUGUCUGAUAAAAACCUGUCUUCUCAUCCGGAGUCAGGCUGUGGCCAAGUGUGUUGCAGAUCAUGUUUUCUUCGGUCAUCUCAAGAAGCUGCCAGGGAGAGUCAUGAACUUCUACAUUCUUUUUACAAGCCAGUCAAAACGUACACAGUGUGAAGAACACAAUUGCACUUUGGUUGCACUAACUGCCCGGUUUGUCACUUAUGAUGAGUUAAAAGCCCAGUGCUGCAUGAACGCUUUGGUUCUGCCGAUGCAAUGAGGUUAACCACUUUAAGUCCAGCACUUGAGCGUUUCAUUCUCUGAACUUAAAAAAAAGCAAGCCCUGAAACACAGUAAAAGUAGCUUUGUAUUUUUAAAUUAUACGGGUGUAUAGGGUUACAGCUGUAAAUGCAGCAUUUUAUUCUUAUGAAAGAUUGUUUUAUGUGCAGGUUUGCUCAACUCACUACCUCUUGUAAUUUCUCUGUUCCUUCUGCUGUCUGUUUCAAAGAAGAAAAUGCUUAAGACAAACAUACCUCUCUUUCCUAUGCUACAACAAUAUUGCUGUAAAUGGAAGUCACCCA
This is a messenger RNA of Charadrius vociferus (killdeer), 1619 nucleotides long. It is a transcript of the gene TMEM130, whose product is annotated as transmembrane protein 130. NCBI's taxonomy places the organism in Eukaryota, Metazoa, Chordata, Aves, Charadriiformes, Charadriidae. The annotation marks the transcript as partial. The transcript has 7 exons. The record is from RefSeq and is a predicted model, not a curated record.